AUGUCAGUCGCCCCCAGCUUUGCUGUCCUCCUCCUGGGCCGCUUCCUUGCUGGCGCAGCUGCCGGCCUCGCCCUUGUCACAGCCCCAAUCUACGCUUCUGAGAUUGCUUCCCCUGAAGUCCGUGGCGCUCUUGCCUCAUUAACGGAAAUCUUCAUGGGAAUUGGCAUUCUUUUCGGCUACAUAUCAAACAAUGUAUUGGCUCCACUGCCUAGAAGUUACAAUUGGAGAGUUAUGCUCGGCCUCUCUGCAUUGCCGGCUUUAAUCAUCUUUGUUUUACUGAUUUUUAUCCCGGAGACGCCAAGGUGGCUCGUGAUGCGCGGACGGCAGGGGGAGGCACGGAAGGUGCUUUUGAUGACAUCGAAUGGCGACGUUGAGGUUGCUGAGCAGAGGCUGGCAGAGAUUGAGUGUGCAGCAAAGGUGGAGGAGUCGAGUGUCAGGUGGGGGGAAUUACUAUCGAGGCCAUCACCGUGUGUGCUAAGGAUGCUGUUUGCGGCGAUCGGGGUGAACUUCUUCCAGCAGGCGAGCGGCAUACAGGCGGUGACGCUGUACGCACCGAAGAUCUUUGUGCGCGCCGGGAUGAAGAAGAAAUCACAGGCUUUGGCCGCAACCUCAGGCAUAGGUGUAACCAAGGUGGUCUUCAUAUUUGUGGCCAUUCUCUUAGCUGAUAAAUGUGGGAGAAGGCCUCUUCUCCUCACUAGCAUCAUAGGCAUGGGAGGCUCCUUACUAGUCUUAAGUGGUUCACUGUGGACUAUGAACACACAUCCUGGUCCCGUUGUUAAGUGGGUUGCUAUAGUAUCAGCAUGGGUUGACGAGGCUUUCUAUGGAGUAGGAAUUGGUCCUAUAGCUUGGGUUUAUGCAUCAGAAAUCUUUCCCUUAAGGCUUCGUGGUCCUGGUAUGAGUGUUGCUGUUAUGGUGAAUAGAAUGGUGGGUACAUUGGUUUCCAUGACUUUCUUAUCUUUGAAUAAGGCUAUAACUAUACAAGGGAGCUUCUUGAUGUAUGCACUGAUAUGUGCUCUAGGGGGGGUGUUUUGUUGGUUUGCAUUGCCUGAGACUAAGGGGAGGACUUUGGAGGAGGUCCAGGUCUUGUUUGGUGGGGACCCACUGCCAAAAAAUGUUGAAAUUUCGGCAAAAGUCGGGGAAGUUUCAGGUACGGAUUUGGAAAUGCAAAGGAGCAUGGAAAAUAUUGAGCUUUAGGGGAGAAGUGAAGGCAUUUCUGUGGAGGAGGCAGUUAGAGGGUGGGUGAAGGAUGCGGAGAUUUCGGUGAGAAAAUCUGCUGGUGAUCAAGGUUCUUAGUUGUGACAUGAUUUGCUUAUCGAAUUGUGUACUAGAAGAUCAUUUACUUUUACUACAAGAAGGCCAAAAAAUACUCAUCCUCAAAUGUAGAAUGAGGAGAGCAGGAAUGUGCCACUUCUUCAAAUUGUAUCCA
This is a messenger RNA of Amborella trichopoda, 1426 nucleotides long. Its product is annotated as putative polyol transporter 1. NCBI's taxonomy places the organism in Eukaryota, Viridiplantae, Streptophyta, Magnoliopsida, Amborellales, Amborellaceae. Gene Ontology annotation, molecular function: transmembrane transporter activity. Gene Ontology annotation, biological process: transmembrane transport. The record is from RefSeq and is a predicted model, not a curated record. Gene Ontology annotation, cellular component: membrane.